CUUUCUGCUAGAGACAGAAACAAGUGUGACCGCGGCUGACCUUCAUUUGAAACUUCAAAACAGCUGCAUUUCGGAGUUUUGCGUUUGACGCGCACCGGGGACAGUGCGUGUGUCAUGCGUGCAGAAGCCGGCAGUGUCUGCAGCUUGUCCUCAUAACCUCCCGGCCACCUUCUCUCACAUCCCGCACCCAAUCAGCCCGUGAGGAGGAUGUCGCUGCGCAAGGCGAGCACCCCGUCGGCCGUGGGCCCCGUCGGGGCUGUGGUGGGGGCGCUGGGCGCCGGGAGCAGCCCCCAGGGCCGGCCGGAGGUCCGCGUCCUCACCCUCAACGACGGCGAGCACCAGGACUCGACGCUGUACCGCCUGCAGAAAGGAUGGCUGCUGCAGUUCCGGCUCGGCCCGUCCCUGCUGGGCCGGCGCGUGACGCUGCACUGCAACCACCCCGCCAGCGCCGACGAGGACUUCAGCCGCACGCGCUACCGCGUGGUGCAGUGGCAGAGCGACUCCGCCAACGCGUCCAAGGACGACACGGCCAAGUACGGCGAGGUGCCCAUCCGCAGGGCGGGCUCCUUCCGCUACUACUUCACCUACGACGAGGGGAAAGACGCGGACCGCAAGGGCUCCGGCUACUUCACCGUGGACCCCGUGCUGACGUGCGGGCCGGACCUGGAGACGCCCUUGCCGCUGGACAGCGUGCAGUGCCAGACCGUGCUGUCCAAGCUGCUGGGGCCCAUCCCCACCUGGGAGGCCAAGCUGCGCGUCGCCAAGGAGAGCGGCUACAACAUGGUGCACUUCACCCCCAUCCAGGAACUGGGGGGCUCCAACUCUGCAUACAGUCUCAGCGACCAGCUCAAGCUGAAUCCCAAGUUUGAUUUCGAUGGCAAGACUGCAGACAUAAGUGAUGUGGAAGCCAUCACUGACAAGAUGCGUCGCGACUGGAAGGUUUUGAGCAUCUGUGAUAUUGUUUUGAAUCACACUGCCAAUGAAAGUCAGUGGCUUCAGAUCCACCCAGAAAGCACAUACAACCUGAUAAACUGCCCUCACCUUCGCCCGGCCUACCUCCUGGAUGCUGCCCUUCAUCAACUUACUCUUGAGGUGGCUGCUGGCAAGUGGGAACAUUCAGGCAUCCCUAAGGAAGUCUACACAGAGGAUCACCUCCAGGCCAUUCGGAGUGCUCUGCAUGGCACCUUUCUACCUCGACUGAGGCUCGAUGAGUUGUUCUUGAUUGACACGAACACUGCAGUCGCUCAGUUUUUGGAUGUCGCUCGUACCACUCCUCCAUCCCCAAAUCCAUCUUCAUACGAAGAUAAACAGAAGGUUCAGAUUGAACGUGAUGCCCAGUGGACACGCCGCAAGAGCUCUGUCAACAUGCAACUGGCUCAGAAGUAUUUUAACACGUACCGAGGUGACUGCUUUGAUGAAGAUUCAAGGCUUCGUCGCUGUGGAGAAGACUUCAAGCAGCACAUUGAGGGCUUGAACAACAUCUGCAAAGAAGCUCUUCACAACCAUAUCAACUCUGCCAUUGAAAAUUGCAUUGCUGGUAUGCGGUACUUCCGUGUGCAGGCUAAUGGCCCUCACAUUCGUGAAGUUUCUGUAAAAAAACCACUUAUAGAUAGGUACUUUACCGACUUUGGAGAACCGAAAAGCUUAGAAGAGCAUGAACAACUCAUGUAUUCAGACAAAGCUUGCUUUAUGAUGGCUCACAAUGGUUGGGUCAUGAGCGAUGAUCCUCUUCGGAACUUUGCUGGACCUGAUUCCAAUGUGUAUCUUCGAAGAGAGUUAAUUGCAUGGGGAGACAGUGUAAAGCUCAGAUUUGGUGAAAAGCCUGAAGAUAGUCCAUAUUUAUGGGAGCACAUGAAGGCUUACGUUGAGCAAACAGCAAGAGUUUUUGAUGGAAUUCGCUUGGAUAACUGCCAUUCUACUCCGAUUCCCGUAGCUGAGUACUUACUUGAUGCUGCCAGGAAAAUUCGACCAGACCUAUAUGUGGUGGCUGAGCUUUUCACCAACUCAGAUGACAAAGACAAUACUUUUGUCAACCGUCUUGGAAUAACUUCUUUAAUUAGAGAGGCAAUGUCAGCUUGGGAUUCUCAUGAGCUAGGCAGGUUGGUGUAUCGCUAUGGUGGAGAACCUGUUGGCGCCUUCUUGCAGCCUGUGGCUAGGCCCUUGGUCCCUUCCGUGGCACACGCAUUGUUCCUUGACUUGUCACAUGACAAUCCUAGCCCUGUUGACAAGCGCUGUGUGUUUGAUCUUCUCCCAUCAGCUGCUCUGGUAUCAAUGGCUUGUUGUGGGAGUGGAAGCAACAGGGGUUAUGAUCAGCUGGUUCCCCAUCACAUUCAUGUUGUUGACGAAAGUCGAGAGUACACUUCAUGGACUGAUGGGGAAGCCAAAACUCCAGAUGAAGUUAAUCUGCAGACAGGAAUAACAGCAGGAAAGCGAGCUCUGAAUAAAUUACAUUUUGAGCUUGGUCAAGAUGGUUUCAGUCAGGUGUUUGUGGAUCAAAUGGAUGCUGAUGUGGUAGCUGUCACACGCCACAACCCUUCAACCCACCAGUCCGUUAUAUUAGUAGCCUAUACAGCUUUCCACCUACCUGACCCAUAUUUCUCUCGGAAUGGAAUGAAGCCACUUACAGUGGAGGGCACAGUCGAUGAAGUGAUUUUGGAAACAAGCCUAACUCACAUUGGCUUCAAGGUCAACAAUGGGCCAAGGUAUGGGCGUCAAGAAAAUUUCAAGAAAGACCCUAAUAAAAUUAAUGGAUUGAGUGAAUAUGUUUUGAAUCUGAGAGAAAAUUUCCCUCUUGGAGAAUCAAAUGCAUUGUCUUUGGGCCACUCUUCUGAUCCUGGCAUGACUGUUUUGAACUUCAAAGAUUUCCAGCCUGGCUCUGUUGUUGCUAUCAGAGUAUCACUGAAUGAAAAGGUUCGCCCGGCUAUGGACAAACUUCGCAGAAUUACAUCUGCCUUGUGCUCCUCAUCUGGUGACUUUGAUUUAGACACAGUAGUUUCUCGCCUGUCUCUUUCUGAUUUGAACCGUGCCUUGUAUCGGUGCUCAGAAGAGGAGAGAGAUGAACCACCCCAUGCAGGAACAUAUGAUAUUCCUGGCUUUGCUCCUAUGGUUUAUGCAGGGCUUCAAGGUCUGUUCACAAUCGAAAUCAUUUCCCUCAAGUGCUACUCCCUGGCUUUAUUUAAUAAUUUUUUGCUUGCAGGAAUUAUGUCUUUGCUCAGUGACAUCAGGCCCAAAAAUGACCUGGGUCAUCCAGUUUGUGGAAAUCUUCGCAUGGGCAAUUGGAUGAUUGACUUUAUGCACGAGCGUUUAAAGCGAAAUGCUGGCACUAAUGAGUUAGGGCUGUGGUUGGAACGAGCACUUCAACCUGUGAAAGAAAUUCCGAGAUAUCUUGUCCCCCGAUAUUUUGACGUGAUUAUUACUAACACCUAUCUUGCUCUUAUCCAACAUGCCUGGAACUCCAUGUCAGACUUUGUGAAGGAUGGAAGUACAUUCUUGCGCAGUCUUGCCAUGGGUUCACUUCAGUGUGGUGGAGUAGUCUACAGUGCACAACUUCCUCAGCUUAGUCCCAAUUUAUCUCCACCUUUGCCAAAUAUUCGCAACGGUGACAACCCUCAGCAAGUUUUCACAACUCUCUCAGCAGGGCUUCCUCACUUUUCCACUGGGUACAUGAGGAAUUGGGGAAGAGAUACUUUCAUUGCCCUGAGAGGUCUCUUCCUGUUGACUGGACGGUAUCAAGAAACAAGGUAUCAUAUCUUAGGAUAUGCAGCUUGUUUGAGGCAUGGACUUCUUCCCAACUUGUUGGAUGGUGGCAAAAAUGCCAGGUUUAACUGUCGUGAUGCUCUUUGGUGGUGGAUGUACACUCUGAUUUCUUACAUUGAUCUUGCACCAGAUGGUGUGAGUAUUUUGAAAGACAAAGUGUCUAGAAUUUUCCCCAAAGAUGACAGUGAACCACAGGAGCCUGGCAAACAUGAUCAGCCACUUCAUGACGUAAUUCAGGAAGCCAUGCAAACCCAUUUCCAAGGUCUCAUUUUCCGUGAGCGUAAUGCUGGCACACGAAUUGAUGCUCACAUGACUGACGAAGGAUUCAACAACCAAAUUGGAGUUAACCCUGAAAAUGGUUUUGUUUUUGGUGGAAAUGAGUGGAACUGUGGUACAUGGAUGGAUAAAAUGGGCUCGAGUGAGAAAGCUCACAAUCGUGGCAAGCCUGCAACACCCAGAGAUGGAAGUGCGGUUGAACUUGUUGGUCUUAGUAAGAUGACAGUCAGAUGGCUUGCCAACAUGCAUGCUCAAGGACACUUCCCAUAUGAGUCUGUGAACCACACCAACAAAGAUGGCACAGUCACCACUUGGACCUACAAGCAAUGGGAGGAGAAAAUUUCUCAGAACUUUGAAAAAUUCUUCUGGGUGCCUGAAGCACCAUGUGCAGGAGAACAAAGACCAGAUUUAGUGAACAGGCGUGGUAUUUACAAGGAUACUUUUGGUGCCUCUCAGCCUUGGACGGAUUACCAACUUCGUUGCAACUUCCCAAUCGCUUUAGUUGUUGCACCUGAGAUGGUUGAUCCAAACCAUGCCUGGAAAGCUCUUCAACUGGCAGAAAAGUACUUAAUUGGACCACUUGGUAUGAAGACUCUGGACCCUAGUGACUGGUCCUAUCGUCCAGACUAUGAUAAUAGCAAUAGCUCUGAAGAUUCUUCUGUAGCUGAUGGAUUCAACUACCACCAAGGACCGGAAUGGGUUUGGCCUGUUGGUUUCUUCUUGAGGGCAAGGUUGCACUUUGCAUCUAUUGUUGAUGGAGGAUCACAGUUAGCCCAAACCUUAGCAAACACACGUGCCCUGAUGGCCAAGCACUUCUCCGAAAUUCAGUCAUCACCAUGGCGUGGAUUACCUGAACUUACCAAUCAUAAUGGCGCAUACUGCAAGGACAGCUGUCGAACUCAAGCAUGGAGUAUGAGUACUUUAAUUGAGGUGUUGUAUGAUAUGGAGAAGCUUGAACAGAAGUCUGAGAACUGACCCUGCUAUAAGACGCGUGAUGCAGGCUGUCGGUACUUAGGGCAUCUCGCGUCUAGCAACCAUUGCAGACUUGUCAACUCGCUGCCAUUCAUCCACCAGAGCUCCUUGGCUGACAACAACUGCCAUGUUGCUACCAAUGAAAAUCAUGUAAAAACAAAUAUUGUUUGCAGAAGUAUUCCUCCUGUUCAAGGUAAUACUGCUGAAACUGCUGGCACCACACUCUUGUCAUUCUGUGAAGCUCUGGCUAGUGACACUCUCAAGCAAGGCCUGAAAGAAGGGCUUAGUCGGACCAAUGAUUCCUUUUUACUGAAAGUCAAGGUCCCAAAACCUCCACGGCGUCAGAGCCUUUUGCAUGGACGUUCAAUCAAACAAUUUGAACCUAACUGCUGCAUAAGUCUUAAAACAUCCAUCACAGAGGACAGUCAUGAGUGUAAGCCACAUGUUGAAGAGCUGUCUGCUGGUAAGGGCUUCCGUAAUGUAGAAAACGCAAAUACUGUAAACACGAAGGGUAAUAUUGAGUUUGUUGCCUUGAAUGUACAAGCCCUCGAACAAAUUAAUGUUUCGUGUCCCUCUGACAUUUUUUAUUGUAAUGAUUGUGAUGAGACACCCUCUACAAAAGUGGCUAAUGAGAUUGUGAGAUCUGCCACAGAUUUUGAUAUUAAGUCUAAGAGAAAUGGUAAUGGGUAUAGAAGACCUGGUUAUGACCCCUGCAGCAUAUAUGAUAUAACUGAGUUUCCUUCUGAGGUCACUAAUGAACCCUUGACGAGCACUAUGCGAAGUGCAAGUGCAUCAGGGCAUCUCUUGAGUGCCACACCUGCUCCCCAGGUACCUAUGGAAAUGGUGUCCUUUUUAGAAGAACCUUUACUCCUUGUUGGUCCUAAGCUAGAGUGGGAAGGUCAUGUUAAUGCAAGAAAAAUAAGUAGUGCUAAGAGACGAAAAAGGCAGCAUCAAAUGACACCACAAGAGCAGAAAAAACUUACACGGGUUGUUAUAGGCUAUACACUUGCUUUUUUUCUUCUAGUCAUUGUCACUUUCUACAUAGUGUAUUUUGUUUAAAUAAUUUUAUUUGCAAGGUGUUUUGGACAGUGAAAAUUUUUACCUUUGUUGUUAAAGAUUGUUGCUCUAUUUUUGUUCUUGUUGUUAGAUUGCUUUGUUGAUUGUAUUGAUCUCCCUCUCUGAUUUUAAUUCACAAAUGUAUUUUCUAAUGUUGAGAACACUUUUUCAAUCGUUUAAUUUUUAAAAUGUUUCUCCAUGGUCAAUUGUAAUCUUUUUAGUGCCAUAUUAGAAAAUUCUGUUUAAGCUUUUGAAAAUUUAAUGAAAUUCUUCUUCUUCCAGGAAUAAGUGUCUUCUCUCACAUAAACUAUAGCACAUUGUUGGCUGUGUUCUACUGCUGUUUUCUAGUGCCAUAUAUUAGUUUUCCCUUUAUUAACAUUGUCAUAAAUUGGAUGCGGUUUAAAUAAGAUUCACUGCAUCACUCCUUUGGCGCAGUGCAGCAAUAUGGAGCUUUGUAGUGAUUGGUCAAAGGAAAACUUCCUUCAUAUUUAUCAUUAUUUUUUAAUCUGAGAGGCAGCAAUACUACAGCUUCUAGAUGUUGUUUGUAUUUCUGGCGGGUAAUAAGUGAUAUUUUAACUAUGUGCCUUAAUAGUGCUGACGCCUACUUUUAAUUGUCAUCUUUUGUAUCUUUUUAUUAUUUAUGCUACUAACAGCUAUUUGCUCAGUGGCUUUUGCCCAUGAUCAUUAUGAUUUUGUUUUCAUGUUAUGUCUGUCUUCUAUCCACUGAUUUUUCAUUUUUGGUUGACAAAGGUCUUGUUUUUCUUGGUCAAAAUGUCAGUAAUUACUGUGAUACUUAUACGCAAUAAUGUUUCAUCCCUUCCAGAUGAUUUAAGCACAAAAUUACAAUGGAAUCAAUAAUAAACUAAUCUGUAAUAUUUAAA
Thrips palmi is the source of this 6941-nucleotide messenger RNA. Its product is annotated as glycogen debranching enzyme. The transcript is spliced from 24 exons. Bases 208 to 5007 code for a protein of 1599 amino acids. Gene Ontology annotation, biological process: glycogen biosynthetic process; glycogen catabolic process. Lineage: Eukaryota; Metazoa; Arthropoda; Insecta; Thysanoptera; Thripidae. Gene Ontology annotation, molecular function: amylo-alpha-1,6-glucosidase activity; 4-alpha-glucanotransferase activity. The record is from RefSeq and is a predicted model, not a curated record.